CUCUGUCUCAGCGAGAGAGGAUGCGAAGGAGAGCAGGGGAGGGAUAAAGCGAAGGGCGCCGGUGAAAAAGUGUGCAGGGCAUGAUUUAAAGGAUAUCAACCGCAGCAGAUAGCGCGUUUAUCGACCCGGGGACUCAGCAAUGAAAGGUUUAUUGAAAGGGGCACUUUGAGAUAUGAUGAGGUUUCUUUCUGGUUGGCAAUAGUACUAUGAUUUGGUAUGUGGCCACUUUGAUAGCAAGUGUAUUCAGCACCCGAGGAACGGCAGCUCAAGGUGCCCACGGCGUGCGAGAGGAGCCCCAGUUUGUGACGGUGCGCGCUGGAGAGAAUGUCAUCCUGGGAUGCGAUGUGGCCUACCCGCUGAAUGGCCAGCCCUACGUGGUGGAGUGGUUCAAGUUUGGCGUGCCCAUCCCCUUCUUCAUUAACUUCCGCUUCUACCCGCCUCAUGUGGGCCCGGAGUAUGCCGGCAGAGCCAGUCUGCACGGCAAAUCUUCUCUGCGGAUUGAGAAGGUGCGUUCAGACGACCAGGGCUGGUAUGAGUGUAAGGUCCUGAUGCUGGAGCAGCAGUACCACACCUUUCACAACGGCAGCUGGGUGCACCUCACAGUCAACGCUCCCCCCAAUUUCACAGACACGCCACCGCAGUAUGUUGAGGCCAAGGAAGGCGGCAGCAUCACCCUAAGCUGUGUGGCGUCCGGCAACCCCAAACCUUCUGUCAGCUGGAUCCGGGAGGGCGAGACUGUGGAGGACAGCGACAAGUACAAGGUGUCUGAUGGGAGUCUGGCGGUGCUGUCGGUCAGCCGCAAGGACAGAGGGGCGUACACCUGCCGAGCCUACAGCAUCCAGGGGGAGGUGGUUCACACCACACGCUUGCUUGUCCAAGGGCCACCGUUCAUUGUGUCCCCUCCCCAGAACCUGACGGUGAACAUAUCCCAAGACGCCAAGCUGGACUGCCUAGCUGAGGCCUACCCCGGCAACCUGACAUACACCUGGUUCUGGGAGGAUGACAACGUCUUCUUCAAGAAUGGCCUGAGGGACAGAGUCAGUAUUCUGGUGGACGGCUCACUCAUCAUCGGCGGUGUGAAGCCUGAAGAUGCUGGGAGAUUCACCUGUAGCCCCAGCAACAGCCUGGGCCAGCCCCCGUCCGCCUGGGCCCAGGUCACAGUGCAAUACCCUGCCCGUGUCAAAGACAUGCCACCUGCCAUCUAUGUGGCCAUUGGCCUGCCAGGCUUCAUCCGUUGCCCUGUAGACGCCAACCCGCCUGUCACGCUGGUCAAGUGGACAAAAGAUGGCAACCCCCUCCGGAUAGAGAAGUACCCUGGUUGGAGCCAAAUGGAGGACGGGAGCAUCCGUGUGGCCGAGGUGACGGAGGACUCUCUGGGCACCUACACCUGCAUGCCUUACAAUGCCCUAGGCUCUGAGGGAUGGUCCGCUCCCACUCCUCUGGUGCUAAAGGAUCCCCCUAAGUUCUCGAUUGUUCCCGGAGGGGAAUACAGGCAGGAGGCUGGGAGAGAGCUGGUCAUCCCCUGUGCGGCUGAGAGAGAAUUUCCCUAUCCCAAUAUCACAUGGCGGAAGGUAGGGAAGCCCAGUAAAAGCAAGCACAACGUCCUUCCCACCGGCAGCUUACAGUUCAAGUCCCUGGGCAAGGAAGACCACGGGGAGUGGGAGUGUGUCGCCACCAACGUUGCCACGAGCAUCACUGCCAGCACACACCUCCAAGUUUUUGGCACAAGCCCCCACGCCCCGGCCAACGUCCACGCAGCGGUCUCCACCACCUGGGUCAACAUGUCGUGGGAGGCAGGCUACGACGGUGGCUUCGAGCAGACAUUCUCAGUCUGGGUGAAGAGGGAACAGCUGGGCCCACACGACUGGUUGUCUAUGCCCGUGCCCGCUGGCCAGACGUGGCUGGUAGUGCCCGGCCUGGAGCCCCAGACAGCCUACCAGUUCAGUGUCCUUGCGCAGAACAAGUUGGGCACGGGCCCCUUCAGCGAGGUUGUCACUGUGAACACACUGGUAUUUCCUAUAAGUACCCCUGAACCAUUGGUGCUGCUUACCCCACCGCGGUGCCUCACAGCCAAUCGGACGCAGCAGGGUGUCCUGCUCAUGUGGAUUCCGCCGGCCAACCACACUGCUCCGAUCGAGCGCUACGUCAUGGAGUUCCGCCUGGGGGAGAGGUGGGACGUCCUUGAUGACGCCAUCACCGCCGGAGAGACCGAGCUGUUAGCCAGAGACCUCAUUCAGGAGGCAUGGUAUGAGUUCCGGGUCAUGGCGGUCAUGGAGGAGCUGGUCAGCGAGCCCAGUAACACAGUUGGAGUAUCCAGUACAGACUUCUUCCCGCCCCCGGAGAUGGUAGAUGAGGGGGGACUGACGCGGCCGGUGGUGGCUGGCAUCGUGGCCACUGUCUGUUUUCUGGCGGCCGCCGUUCUCUUCAGCACACUGGCAGCCUGCUUCGUCAACAAACAGCGCCGACGCAAGCUCAAGAGGAGGAGAGACCCCCCUCUCUCGAUAACACACUGCAGAAAAAGCAUGGAAACUCCGACUCCUCUUAGCCCCUUGCCCGGCAUAGAGCCCUACUGCGAGGGGCAAGACGCCAGCAGCUACCGGCCCCCGCCCUCCAGCCCUCAGUCCUCCUCUGGUAAGGUGAGUCCGGAGAGUAUGCGUUCCAUGGAACCACCAUCGGAGGGUUCAGAGGACGGCCAUGGCAUGAGCAUGAAGAAAAUCCCUCAGAGUCCUGCGAAGAAGGAUGAACUCUCCCUGUACAAGAAAACCAAGCGAGCAAUAACAAGCAAAAAGUACAGUGUCUCCAAGUACGAAGCGGAGGCAACCACACCCAUCGAGCUGAUCAGCCGAGGCCCCGACGGACGCUUCGUCAUGGACCCCAGCGACAUGGAGAUGAUGUCUAUCAAGCCCAGGCGAAUCGAGGGCUUCCCCUUUGUUGAAGAAUCGGACCUCUAUCCCGAAUUCCGCCAGUCGGACGAGGAGAACGACGAUCCCGGGCCCAUGCCCCCUGUCAUGGCAACCCUUCGACCUCACCAGAUCUCCCCAAUCUCCAGCCAGGAGUCUUACCUGCAACCACCGGCCUACAGCCCCCGCUUCCAGAGGCCCAUGGAAGGUAUGACCAUCAUGGAGAGCAGUCGGCUCCAGGCCACGGGGCAGAUCCGAGGCUCCCUGCACCACAGAGCCUUCUCCCAUGGCCACGGUCACUUCUACGGUUACCUUAGCAGCCCUGGGGAACCCGAGCCUCCACCCCCUUUCUACAUGCCUGACACCAGCCCUCUGAGCUCUGUCAUGUCAUCACCCCCUUACCACACCGAAGGGCCCUUUGGUCACCCCCGCAUCCCUGAGGAGAUGGGGGAAGGAGAUAUUCUACACUAUGGCGUCUCAAGCUUCCCUCUUCCCCUGACGCUCACCUCUUCCUCUCGCUCCCCGGAGAUCUGGCACAGACCCGAUUUCCCCUUUGCGAGUCUGGAAGGGCCCCACUUCAUUUUUCCACCCCACCACCCUUUGCAUCUCCACCGGGAACCCUUCUUUCCUCCUCCCCAUGUUCUUCCCCCUGCUUUCCAGCCCUCCUCCCUCCAGGUGCCCUCAUACCCUGGUGUCCUGCAGCUUGAGGCCCCAAAGAGCCGUCCAGGCAAGUCUCCCAGCACGUUCAAGCCUCGGGGCCUUCCAGCCAAGCGUUUAGCUAUGCAAGAGGCGCAGAGUCUAGGGCAGCUAAGACACACAAGCCACGGUAUGGGUGUGCCAGUUUUGCCUUACCUCGACCCAGCAGCCCACAUGGGUGGCCCUAGCACAUUCAGUAGCUUGGACACCCGGUGGUUCGAGCCCACCCCCCGGCUCAGUCCCAGGCAGGUUCGUAGGAUGGAGCCUAGCAUCAUGGUUCUCCAACCUUCCCGCCUCUCGCCCCUCACCCAGAAUCCCCUUAGUUCCCACGAGGGCUCCCCAGAGAUUGUAGUGCGACCCCGUCCCCGUCCCAGCAUUGUCCAGCCCUCCAUACCUCCAGAGAUGUCUGAGAUUACCCUGCUUCCCCCCUCUUCAGCCAGCUUCUCCUGGAGGUCCUCUCCCUUGUCCUCUCCCGCCCAUGGCCAAGGUAGCAGAAGGGCAAGUCCCAGCUACCGCUCCCACAUGGCCUUUGCCACCUCCGCUACAAGCUACCCGUCCCAGUCCCCAUCACCCCCUGUGGAAAGCAGCAACAUGUUUGGGCAGAUGCCAUCCCAGAGGAGAACUGAGGAGGAGGUCCUUCCGUGUGAGCCCUCUCCACCCCAGUUGUCAGCUUCAGGAAGUCGUCGAGGUGCGCCGAGUGCCCCUGCGGGGUCUGAGAGGUUUGAUGCACUGAGAUACCAUCGUAUUAAAAAGGCCAAGAAGACGAUGGUGGUCAACAACAACAACUCCAAGUCCAGAAGAAAAACAGGUGUCUCCACCUCUCAGACCCAGCAGGACUACACCUCUCAGGUACUCCAGCCCGAAGAAGUUCUCUACCUCCGCAAGAAGAAGAAACGGCCCAUCAGACAGGACCCGUAUGCCCGCUUCUCCGCUCUGCUGUUCCGCCGCCCGCCCCAGGAGGACCAGAAGGCCAUUUUGGCCAGCAUGGACAACAUGGACCCAGACCAUGUCACUUUCCUCUGAGCCUGUGGGGGAGUCAGGUCACACUCUUCCCCAACAUGCCACAAAACCCCACCUGGAAAAUGACCCCUCAGUCUAAAAGUUUGCUCAUUCCCCAGCAUCAAUCAAUGGUUUACAUUUUUUUUUAAAGAAAUUAGAAUGGUAAAACGGUGGCUACCCAAUGUCCUCAAAAGUUUUACUCCAGUGCAAAACAUUUAAUUUGAGGAAAGCAAUAUUGUGUGCUUCAACAUUUAUUAAUUUCAAACACAUUUUCUAAACAUUUAGAAAAGGACCCAUCUGUCUGAGGUUUUCAUUUUCUAUCUCAUCUUUAUACUACAGUAUUACUUUGUUGUUUGCAGAAGAGGCUUAGCUCAUGGCCUCAGUGUCAAAACAGCCCAUGAAGCCUAGUUAGGUCUCAGUUUACAGCACCUUGCUCACCCUCACCUGCCUCACUCUGCCAGCCCUCUAUCACUUCCCAGAGACUCAUCCCAUCCACACAAGGUUCUCAAUUACGUCCUACAAAAUAUACCUCAGAGCACAGGACAUGGCACCACAAUGACAAGGCUCAGCUAGCUGAACACAACUGUACUGGCGAAUGUUUUUAUUAUUCUUAUGACUUAUUUAAGCAUUUUAUUUGUUCAAAUUUGACACAAUUUGAAUCAUUCUGAAUGUAAAAAUCGAAUUGGUCACAAUAUACAUACCAUUGUAUGUUUGGGUUGAUGUAGGUCUACUUACAGUUGUAGAAUGAUAUCAUGCUCAUCAAAAACCUACAUCUGGUCUCUGGUCUUUUGACACACCAUAAAUGAGGUGUUCAUAAUGACUAUUAGAGAAAUGGAGCAUGUUAUGCUUUACAUACAGUGUAUGAUAUAUUGUGGACGUACAGUUGCCGCCAUCAAUCAUUCUCUUGGAAUCAUUUAGAAGUUGAUUGUACAUUUUAGUUAUUCUGUAUAAACUUCAAUUUCAUUAUCACUUAGCCCCAUAAAGGAAUGGUCAUUAAUUCCCCUUGUGGGGAAGAUCUGUCGUAAACUAAGCACAUAGGCUCAUAGAUCUAUUUUGAAUAGGGCGAGGGGAAGGGAUUAAGUUGGGAUUAGGCUCCAUUUAAACAAAAGUGUACUGUACUGUAUGCCACUCAAGGCAUGCAACCACACACAUGCAACCUCACACAUUCUAUACAACACAUGCUACUGCCCUAGUUACUAUUCAGGUUGGACUUUGGGUCUGUCACAUUGUCUGGGAAAGGGUUUUGCACUGGAGCAAAAUCUUGGCUUUUACUGCUCUUUAUUUGAUACCAUCUUCACUUCUACUAGCACACUUUGUAGCCUUGUGUAGUAGUUCUGAGGGCUCCAUCUCCUAUUUAAAAAGUACUAUAGUAAAGCCAAAAAUACUACAACUUCCUUAAUCAAUAAAAACAACGUGUACUGUACUGAGAGGAGGAUAGGAUUUUGUGCCAUAGUAUACUAUAGUAUUUUUUUCAUUCAUAUGGGAGGGCCUGACUCAAUGAACAAAAGGCUUAUGAUGGCCUUUAUAGGGCUUCUUCUGGUUGCCUGCUUCGUUUUUUUUCUUCUUUUUUUUCUAUUUGUUUAUGAAAGUAACUGCCUUUGUUGGCCAUUUCCUGUAUUUGUAGCCUUGGCAUUUUUUCUCUUCGUGUGCUUGUAUUAAUGUUGUCUAUUCCCCUAUAGAAAGAUCAAUGGAGGGGCUUCUUGUGGCAUACCAGGGCUACGCAGAGCUGCUAAAGUUUUUAUUUUUUAUUUUUCUGUCAUUGAAGGGUGCUUCUUUUUUAUAAAUCGACAUGUUUCAUUAUCAUAUAGAUAUAGACAUAUUAAAGCUGAACUCAUUCAAGCUGAACCAUGUGAGUCAUGACAAUGGGGGGUGAUCUGGUGAUGGUCAGAGAAGGAGAGGGGUGUUAGGAAUGGUUUCACCCAUACACGUAGGAACACAGGUGCUACUGUGCACUUGAGACCUAUUCAUAUAUUUUGGUUCAACCGUUUGGUUCACUGUUGGUUUGAAAUGUCUCUGAUUAUGGAAAGCUAGCACUUAGAUUUGGGUAUAUUAACAAAUCUCCAGCAAGCCGAUACUUUCCAGCAAAGUCUCUCAUUGGGUAUCUUAUUGAUACUGUACAAUAAAGGCACUUAAGAGUUGCAACUUCAGGUGCUAACAAGGUCAUUGAAUCUGAAAGUGGUAUUGCUACUUUCAGAGGAAUGACAGCUAUACCACCAAUCUGAAAUGAUACUGUAAUUGAUCAUACUUGAUGUUUUAAGGUUGGUGCAGUAU
This is a messenger RNA of Oncorhynchus masou masou (cherry salmon), 6866 nucleotides long. Its product is annotated as protein turtle homolog B-like. Bases 207 to 4619 code for a protein of 1470 amino acids. Lineage: Eukaryota; Metazoa; Chordata; Actinopteri; Salmoniformes; Salmonidae. The transcript has 21 exons. Gene Ontology annotation, molecular function: protein binding. Gene Ontology annotation, biological process: cell-cell adhesion. The record is from RefSeq and is a predicted model, not a curated record.